Closterium sp. Yama58-4 is the source of this 909-nucleotide messenger RNA. The record is from the annotation of a GenBank genome assembly. Lineage: Eukaryota; Viridiplantae; Streptophyta; Zygnematophyceae; Desmidiales; Closteriaceae.
AUGCCCCCCGCGCGCUCUGGUGCCCACGUGCCGGGCCUCCUGCGCGCCGUGGGCAGGGCGUAUUGGAACCACUCGCCGCUUCCCGCGUCGGCAGCCGCAUCCCAGCGCCUCGUCCCAGACCGUUCCGGUUCCGCCCCUCGCCGUCCACCCUCUCACCCGCUCGCCUCUCGCCCGUUUCUGUCCCUUCCUCCGCCCGCCCCUCUACUGCUGCCCGCCUUACUCCGCGAACCCCCUGCCCGCCACCUGUGCACCGAGGGGCCUGCGGGCGGCAAGGCGCGCGAGCAGACAGCGGGGGCAGAAGCAGCAGCGGCUGAGGCUGAGGGGGGAAUGGCGCAGGGUGCGGGGCAGGAGGCGGAGGGCAGAGUUGGCGGCGAGGGGAGUGCGCAGGAGGAGGAGUGGCGGCGGCAGGCGGAGGAGGCGCGGGAGCGGCUGCUGCGCGCGUACGCGGACAUGGAGAACCUGCGCCAGCGCGCCCAGAGAGACAUAGACGCCGCCAGACUCUUCGCCGUGCAGGGGUUUGCCAAGGGGCUGGCGGACGUGGCGGACAAUCUCUCUCGGGCCGCCGCCUCUGCCUCCCUGCCAACACACCCCGCCUCCCCCGACAGUGGGCAGGGCAAGGGCGGGGAGGGUGCGGGGGGGCGCGACCCGGAGGUGCUGCUGAAGUCGCUGUUGGAUGGGGUGGAGAUGACGGAGAAGCAGCUCAUGCAGGUGUUUCGGCAGCAUGGCAUGGAGCGCCACGACCCCAUGGGGCAGCGCUUUGACCCCAACCUGCACAACGCCGUGUUUGAACUCGACGACCCCACCAAGGAGCCCGGCACCAUCGCCCACGUGCUCAAGGUGGGCUACACUCUUCACGGCCGGGUGGUGCGCCCAGCUGAUGUGGGCGUGGUCAAGGCCAGGCAAGCAUAG